AUGCGUCUCCAAUUCUCCCAUUUUGUGGCUGGCUUAGUCUUCCCGUUCGCCGGGAUGGCUUUGCCUACAAAUGAUGCAGAAGACGUACCGUAUCAUCUAAGAGGGAAGCGUUCAUUCGUCGAACGGAAUGGCGUCAAAAGGACCAUAUUCGAGCAUGAGGCCACUGGAGCGAAGCUAGAUUUCGUGGCCAACUCUGGAAUCUGUGAGACUACUCCAGGUGUGAAGCAAUACUCGGGAUAUGUAUCUGUUGGCACCAAUCAGAAUAUCUGGUUCUGGUUUUUCGAAGCUCGACACAACCCAGAUACCGCCCCUCUUGCGACCUGGUUUAACGGUGGACCAGGUUGCUCGUCGAUGAUUGGCCUGUUCCGGCCAUUUGAGACGGGGUUCUCUUAUGGAACAGGCCCGGUUACUUCCACCCUAACUGCCGCCCCAUACGUCUGGGCAUUGCUGCAAGCAUUCUUUGCCAAUUUCCCCCAAUACCAGAACCGCGACUUUGGACUUUUUACCGAGUCAUACGGGGGUCAUUACGGACCAGCAUUUGCAUCCUACUUUCAGUCCCAGAACGCAGCAAUUAAGUCCGGCACGGUCAAGGGGCAGAAUGUCAAUCUUGUAGCCCUCGGCAUCAAUAAUGGCUUGUUUGACGCGGCCAUAAGCUACAAGUCCUACAUUGACUUCAGCUACAACAAUACUUACAAGCAGCUCAUUUCUUUACCUCAACAUACCCUGCUCAUGGACAACUAUAUGGGGUACUGCUUGCCACCGUUACAAAAAUGCUUAGAUUUGAUCGGGGGCGACCCGGCCUGCUCUGAAGCACAGGAUAUGUGCCGCAGUAGUGUUCAAGUUACCAUCAUCAAUGCCGCCAACUUUAACCCCUAUGAUGUUCGCGCGCCAUAUAGUGACCCAUACCCCCCAACCACGUACAUAAAUUAUCUGUCGGCCCCGGAAGUCAUGACAGCUAUUGGCGCUAAAAGCACUUAUUCCGAGUGUUCAAACACAGCAGCAACCAAAUUUUACAAGACUGGUGAUAGCGCUCGCUCCUUCUUGGGCGUAAUGUCUGAAGUCGUUCAAUCCGGCAUCACGGUCUUGAUCUGGGCCGGUGACGCAGAUUGGAUCUGUAACUGGGUGAGCAAUCUUGAAAGUGCGGAAGCUAUCACCUACGAUCAAUCUGCUGCCUUUAAAUCCAAGGCUGAAACUAGCUAUACGGUCAAUGGCAAAGCGAUGGGAACGUUCAAAACUGCAGGAAAUCUGAGUUGGCUGAGAGUGUUUGAUGCCGGGCAUGAGGUGCCAUAUUAUCAGCCGGAGGUGGCAUUCCAGGCAUUUGUACAGACGAUGCAGAAGAAGCCUAUAUCCUCUACGUAA
Venustampulla echinocandica is the source of this 1359-nucleotide messenger RNA. RefSeq names its product Carboxypeptidase. Gene Ontology annotation, cellular component: fungal-type vacuole. Gene Ontology annotation, molecular function: serine-type carboxypeptidase activity. Gene Ontology annotation, biological process: proteolysis. The transcript has 5 exons. NCBI's taxonomy places the organism in Eukaryota, Fungi, Ascomycota, Leotiomycetes, Helotiales, Pleuroascaceae. The record is from RefSeq and is a predicted model, not a curated record. The coding region runs from base 1 to 1359 and encodes 452 amino acids.